This is a messenger RNA of Haemonchus placei, 2313 nucleotides long. NCBI's taxonomy places the organism in Eukaryota, Metazoa, Nematoda, Chromadorea, Rhabditida, Trichostrongylidae. The record is from the annotation of a GenBank genome assembly.
AUGAGCUCGUUCUAUACGGGAAGCCAGGCUCUCUCGUUUGCAGUGUUUUUCGCUGGUCUCGAUGUCGGGGUCAAUAUGUUCGGGUUGGCAUGGAAUGGGCAGUACUUCACUGUCGAUAACAUCAAACAUUGGUUCGAUCUGCCUAACUACAAGUUCACAACAAAUCCAGUCGAUUUCCUUGCCGUUGCACUUUUGAGGGAUUGCGUACUGAUUGGUGGUGGUUUGGCAGCAUGGACUUCACCCAGCGGUUUCAGUGAAGUGGCUAGAAAAGCCAAUAUUGUUUUCGCCGUGAUGCUUGUAAUUCUGGCAUUUGCUCCUUCGAAGCUUUUGGCAUUCUACGAAGACGAUAAUCUGAAAUUGGCCGUCGGUGACUGGAUACUUAUGAUUUGGUGUAUUUUCGCUAGUCUAGCUGUUCAGGUGAUAUGGACCAGUGUCUAUACACGAGUCAGUGAACAAGGUUGGACCGCUGCUCCACUGUUCGGUGAAGUCGGCUACGAAGAGCGAAUGCUCGAAGAAGAAGCCGAAAAAGCAGCUAAACAACGAGAAACGUUCGCGUUACUGUUUCGUUUGCUCGGCUACAUGGCAAGAGAGUGGAAAUACUAUGGAAUGGCAUUUUCGUUUCUGUUUUGCUAUUCGCUAAGUCGAGUAUUUAUUCCCUACUAUACUGGCCAGGUUGUAUCAGCCGUUUAUGGUGAACAGGCUUCCUAUGAACGACUUCAUCGUACUGUCGGUAUCAUGGCAAUGCUGUCUCUCGCUUGCGCUGUUUUUGGUGGUCUACGAGGUGGUUCGUUCACUUAUGCUCAUGCCACUAUCGACCGUCAAAUCAGAAAUGAUCUCUUCAGAUCAGUUACCAAGCAGGAAAUCGGAUUUUUUGAUGCUAACAAGACAGGAGAAAUCUGCUCACGGCUUACCUCCGAUUGUCAAACUAUGUCGAAUACCUUGUCACUUUAUAUGAAUGUAUUAACAAGGAAUUUAACCAUGCUGUUCGGUUCUCUGAUUUUCAUGACGACGUUAUCAUGGCGUUUAUCGAUGAUCACCCUUAUCACAGUGCCACUUAUGUUUCUUGUGAACAAAGUCUUUGGUGUUUGGUAUGACAAAUUGUCAGAAGAAACACAGAAUUCUAUUGCACAAGCUAACGACGUUGCUGAGGAAGUGCUUUCUGCUAUUCGAACAGUGAAGAGUUUCGCAUGUGAGAGGUUUGAGGGUCAUAGAUUCCUGGGCUACCUCAACGAGACCUUAGCUAUAGCUACACGUAAGGUCGUUGUGAUUAUCGGUCUUAUUUGGAGUAAUGAGCUACUUCAAAUGGGUGUUCUAACGGCCGUGCUGUGGUACGGUGGUCAUCUUGUCAUUCAAGGAAAGAUCGAGUCAGGGCUUCUCGUUUCCUUCCUAUUGUACCAAUUCCAAUUAGCAGAAAAUCUUCGAGAGCUUGGUGAAGUAUGGAACGGAUUGAUGCAAGCUGUCGGUGCAUCGCGGAAAGUCUUCGAGUUUAUUGACCGCGACCCGAAAGUCAAGAAUCAUGGCAAAUAUGCUCCAGAAAAGCUUGAAGGACGAAUUGAGUUCAAGAAUGUGAAGUUCAGCUAUCCAAUACGACCGGAUCUUCCUAUUAUGGAGGAUCUCACAUUCACCGUGGAACCCGGCGAGGUCGUCGCUUUAGUCGGCCCUUCCGGUGGUGGAAAAUCAAGUUGUAUUGCUAUGCUUGAACAUUUUUACGAACCUACUGGAGGAGAGGUCCUUCUGGAUGGUGUUCCGAUUCGCGAAUAUGACCACAAGUAUCUUCACACCAAGAUUGCACUUGUCGGUCAAGAGCCUGUGUUGUACGCCAGAUCUGUCACGGAAAACAUCGGCUACGGUUUGGAUACCUACAACAAUGAUGACGUGCAAACGUCUGCAAAACUCGCUAAUGCGCACAACUUCAUUAUGGACACAAGUGAUGGAUAUAACACGAACGUUGGUGAGAAAGGGAGUCAGAUGUCAGGUGAGAAAAAGAUAGAUAAAGUUAGUUCUAGCCUCCUGAGCCAUAUAAUACAGGACGUACAAGAAGCCAUUUCGAAGAAUCUCAAAGGCAGGACGGUCAUCCUAAUUGCCCAUCGUCUCAGCACUGUUGAGAAUGCGGAUAAGAUCGUUGUGAUCAAUCAUGGUCGAGUUGAACAGAUUGGAACACAUCAAGAGCUUAUCAGUCAAGAAGGCAUGUACAAGCUGCUCGUACAGCGGCAGAUGAUGGGUGAGUUAACUCGCCGUCUUUCCCGAAUCUCACCUGGACAUAGUGUUUCGCAGUCGUUCCUUGGAACAUCCCUUACCAGCAGCUAUUUAUAG